Molecule: messenger RNA, 4911 nt
Organism: Bufo bufo (common toad)
Lineage: Eukaryota; Metazoa; Chordata; Amphibia; Anura; Bufonidae
Gene: ABI3BP
Product: ABI family member 3 binding protein
Exons: 52
Coding region: 69-4451 (1460 amino acids)
Biological process (GO): positive regulation of cell-substrate adhesion; extracellular matrix organization
Molecular function (GO): protein binding
Source: RefSeq, a predicted model, not a curated record
GUGGAAACUGCAGCCACCUUGCUGAGCCUUCCACACCAGCAUCUGUCACUGUGCUGGGAGCUGCAAACAUGAUCUCAAGGCUCUCCUUCCUUCUUUUCUGUGGAAUUAUUCUAGCUUACCUUGGAGAUGCACAGAAGUUACCAAAAGUAAAGAAGCUAAACAUGAAGGCCCAUAUUAACAUCACUGGUGACACACUGGUAAUGAAAUUUCAUCGACCAAAUGAAAACAUCAAGCUAGAAGGUUUUAUUCUAGGAUAUGGUAGCAAUUACUUCACAAACCAAUACAUCCAGUGGCCAGAUAAUGGGAAGUCAUACAUCACAGAUGUUGAUGCGGAGACCAGAUACUUGAUAGCAGUGAAACCAAAUGACAACCACAAAAAGUCAUGUAAAGAUAAAAACUCUGUUCAGAAACCUCUACAGCUUGUUGUUGGCACUCUGACUCCAACAUCUGUCUUCCUCUCAUGGGGUAUCCUAAUAAAUCCACAAGUUGACUGGUCUGCUCUCAACAAAUGUCCAAACGACAGAUUUUACACCAUUCGCUACAGAGAAAAGAAUAAAGAUUGGCAUUUCCAGAUGUGCCCGACAACAGAAACAGUAAUAGAGAACCUGAAGCCCAACACUAUAUACGAAUUUGGUGUGAAAGACAAUUCAGAGGAUGAAAUCUGGAGCAAGCCUCAAACUCAUAAGACAAGUCCUAAAGGUAAAGAAAAUGGGAACAUAGAAAACACCUAUAAAAUUCCCAAAGGCACAUUACAGUAUGCUUCAGAAGACACAAAGGCAUUCGUUCCAGUAACCAAGGUGAAGCAAGGAUUUCAGAAUCUCUCUAAAUCCACACCUCCACCAAAUGGAAAAAGCCAAGCCUACAGGGACGAAAUAAAAAAACCAUAUGUGGCAACAACUACAACAAGAAUAGCAACACCUAAACCAAAACUGGUGUCUAAAAUUACAGAGUCACCUCCAGUCUACAAACCUUCAGAAAAACCUGCUGUGGAAGAUCCCAAACCAGUUGCAAGCCAAUCUAUUGUGGAAUCUUUCACUCCAGAUUUAUCAACUGGUACCCUAGAAUGGGUCAGAGCAACCAUGGUAACUCAUCCUUUUUUCCAAGUAACUAACAUACCCAUUGAAUCUUCUGCCACAGAUGAACACACUGCUUCAUUGGUUGUAAGAGAAUCAGAUGGCACACAAAAUGAGUCUGCAGGCAUAGCAACAUUGGAACCUGUCCUUACUGUGGAUCCUCCAAGGGAUAUAUUGGUAUCACCUACAAUUUCACCAUCUCCAUUUCCAAAGGAACUCCCCUCUCUGCAACCAGAGACUGCUCUUGCAGAUGAGAGACUGGCUAAUUACGUGCCUAAUGAGAUGACUGUCUCACAGAUUGUAUCUGGGCGGGAGCAGCCAGUAUCCACUGAUGCCCCACAAUCGACUGUCCACACAUCUCCUGAACAGCAAAAGACCUCACUGGCUGCAGAUGAGAAGCAGCCUAUUUAUGUUCCCACUAGCAUGCCCAUCUUGGAAAAGCUACAGACUCGCUAUGCUACUACAAGACAAAGUAUCCCAGCCAGACAAACUACCCCGCCCUUCCAUACACGAACAAAAUCAACCACGGCGAUCACAAGCGGUCAGCAUAUUCAUACUACAUAUGAAAGUAUUGCUAGGACUGAAGUACCUCCUUCUGUAUCUGCUAUGGCAACUCAAAAUCUCCCAGCAAAACAAAGAACAUGGCCCCCUCAUACUCAAAGAAAUACAAUCAUGGCAUUUACAAGAGGUCCGCACAUUCAUACUACAUAUGAAAGUAUUGCUAGGACUGAAGUAUCUCAUUCUGUUUCUGAUAAAAUAACUCAAAUUAUGCAAAGAAAUCUUCCCUCUCAUAUGCAACCAAAAACAACCACGGCAUUCACAGAAAGUCAGCAUAUUCAGACUGCAUUUAAAAGUAUUACUAGUACUGAAGUACCUCCUUCUGUAUCUGCUACUGCAAGCCAAGUUUUCUCAGCCAGACAAAGUACCCUGCCCACCCAUAUUCAUACAAAAACAUCCACGGCAUUCACUGGAAGUCGACAUACUUCUGCAACACAGCUCAAUAUUGUUAAGACUGAAGCGUCAUAUUCUAUAAGUGUUCCAAAUGAAACUGCAUCAUUUCACCCAAAACCUUUCCCUAGUACUGAAGCACCAAACGGUGAAGCUGACAGCACAGAGCCAGAUUCUGAAAUAAAAACAACUGAAGCACCACAUACGUAUGAACCAGAAACAUAUACUUUAGCUUCCCAUGAUAAAACAGUUGUUCAGAAGUUUUCGUCAACUUCCAAGCCAAAGAUCACAACUGUACGUAAGACAACAUCCAGACCUUUAACAACUAAUGCUCCCACAACAUCACAAUGGACAGAGUCAACACAGGUGUUAAAGGACAUAAAUCCCACCAUGUUUAUUGAAGAAACAACCAUCGCCUUGGUUCCAACAGAAACCCCAAAACGUAUUACUAAAAAGACCCAAACAUCACAAAGUCCAUCCUUACCAGUUGAGCCAUAUAAAACAGAACAAGAUAGUUCCCCUAAAUUCAACAGAACUACAGAAAGUCCAACAACAUCCACUGUGGUAAAACCAGUGCACUCCAAAAGGAUGCCCAUUAACCUCAUUGCUCUCCAAAUAUUUGCGGAUCCAACAGUUCCAAGUGAGACACAAACCUCCCCACCUCCCAUUCCUAAAACAACUCGGUCAAAUAAAAAGUUACACUCAAAGCCUGCUCCAAAAUCAACACAGAGAGUACCUAUAAAUGUUAUUAGUCUUCAGAUCUUUGAAGAACCAGAUGUACCUUUGGUUCCUAACACACAAAGACCUUAUCAGUCCACAGCAACACAAAAGCCUGAAAGUCCUCCUCAUUCAGAGCCUGUUCCAACGCAAAAGGUUUCAACACCAAUAACCAAAAAACCCAAACCAACUCCUCGGACUCGCGCAAAACCUGCUUCUACAGGAGCACCCAUGGAUACUACUAAACCUAAACGUCCACAUGUGAUUGUUGCAACUACGUUGGCUCCAUACCGACUGCAACAUAGCUCUACCAGGCCCAAAACUUCUCUAAGACCACGGACUAGACUUCCUGCGGUUAAUGGAGCAACACAGGGACCAAUAAGAUCAAGACCUACUGGGGAGUUCAACUGGCUGUCUGGCACAAUACCAGGUGGAAAAGUAUAUGACAGUACAAAGCUUCUUGGUGUUAGCAGAAAUAUUUCAAUGGAACCAAACAACACUGGGAAAAGAACAUUUUCGGUAUCAUCACCACCUUUACCUCCUGUAAGACCAACCUCCAUACGUAGAAGAUUUCAUCAUAGCAAUGUCACAGGAAGACCAGGAGUUUCAGUAUCUUCACCACCACUUCUUCCUGUUAGACCAACAUCCAUACGUAGGAAGACUUCAGCUACCAAUGUGACAGGCAGACCGGGAAAUCAAGGGGGUAUUCUGAAACCACGUGCUCCUUCAACUGCCACGCCCGAGUGCGCAUUUGCAUGUAUAAAGUCACCAAUGAAGCAGCCAACUUUACCUUCUCAAGAGGAAGAUCUGGUGUAUUCUACAGUCUUCAGUCCUUCUCCAAAAUCAGAUAUUGAUGCUUUGGGAAAGCCUAGAUACACAGCACCCCAUGUAGUAUACAUGAGCAAGAAUGAAUCCGUACCAUGCUCCAUCACAGAUACUCUCAGGCACUUUCCCACAGAAGAGGAGAGCACCAACCAAGAAAUCAGUAGUGCUCCUCAGAACCCCCCAACUAACCUUACUGUGGUAACUGUAGAGGGGUGCUCAUCCUUUGUUGUUUUGAAUUGGGAGAAGCCUGACAAUGACACUGUUACCGAAUAUAAUGUUAUUUCAAAAGAAAAUGGUGGAGUUCCUGGAAAAGACCAGUCAAUCAUAACCACAAAUCAGACACACUCUACGGUGGAAAACCUUAAACCAGAUACAAGUUAUGAGUUCCAAGUGAUACCAAAAAAUCCUCUUGGUGAAGGACCAAGCAGUACAACAGUGGAAUUUAAUACAGAAUCAGCUGACCCAAGAGUAAGUGAACCAGUUACAGGAGGAAAGGAUGCUAUAUGGACAGAAAUUAAAUUCAAAGCAGAUUCCUAUUCAGAUUGCAGAGGAAAACAAUUUGUCAAGAGAACGUGGUAUAAGAAGUUUGUUGGCAUUCAGCUCUGUAACUCUCUCAGAUAUAAGAUUUACCUGAGUGAUACCCUCGCAGGCACAUUUUAUAAUAUAGGUGAUCAGUCAGGAUUUGGGGAAGAUCACUGCCAGUUUGUGGACUCAUUCCUUGAAGGGAGGACAGGAGAGCAGCUACGGCCCAAUGAGCUGAAUCCCAAAAAAGGAUUUUACAGAUCCGUUCGCCAGCAGCCAGUUGAAUUUGGGGAUAUGGGAGGCCAGACGCACAUCAGCUAUGUCCACUGGUAUGAAUGUGGAAUAUCUAUACCCGGGAAGUGGUAAGAAGAAUGGUAUUCAUGGACUCGCCUGCAUCAUCAGCCACCAUCUGAUCUAUAGACAAUGCGCUAGCUUCAAUCUACUCUACUUGGUCCUACUAAUGUAAGAUAUGUAUUAAUGUUGCAGAGUUAACAGACUGCUUCCAUAUUUAUCAGUCUACAGAUAAGGAUAUUGUCUUCAUAGGAGAUAAACCUCGGGAAGCUGGCUCCCUGUUUCUAGUAUUUUAAGAAGAGCAGUGUCUAUGUUAUUUAUCACAAUGUUGUAAGAAAUAUUUUGAAGCAGAGUUUUAUCCAACUACAUUCUCUAACGAGCAAGGUUUUAAUGUUUCUGUCCAUGAUCAUCUUCAUCUAGUGUCAUUAACGCCCACGUUCUUUUUUAUUUAUUUCAUCGAGUGUCUUUCAUGUCAGUGUCUACGACCUCUUUCUCAUAUAAGACCUUGGUGCCCACAUCUAGACAUCACAUUGUA